AUGACUGGAAUAACUGAAUAUGCCAUAGCAGAUAUCUACGAAUAUGUGCAGAAGCCCACAGAAAGAGACUUUGUUUUGAAGUUUUCUGCUAUGGAGAUAUAUAAUGAAUCUGUCCGAGAUCUCCUUGGUGAAGAUAAAACUCCACUCCGACUUCUAGAUGAUCCAGAGAGAGGGACUGUUAUUGAGAAACUCACCGAGGAAACAUUGAGGGACUGGAACUAUGUGAUUCAUCUCCUUUCUAUUUGUGAAGCUCAGAGACAGAUUGGGGAGACUUCCUUGAAUGAAACAAGCUCCAGAUCUCACCAAAUCAUCAGACUGACAAUUGAAAGUUCUUCUGGUGAGCACUUAGGCAGAGACAACAACUCGAGUACCCGUUCAGCUACUGUGAAUUUUGUCGAUUUGGCUGGAAGUGAGCGGACAUCUCAGUCAUUGUCAGCUGGUACAAGGCUGAAAGAAGGCUGUCACAUAAACCGCAGUUUGCUGACCCUGGGCACCGUUAUUCGUAAGCUAAGGUUGUUCAAUUUUCGUGCAGUCUUAAUCGAGUUUAACAUGAUUAUUAAACCAGUUCUUACAUUGCUGGCUUUAGAUAGUGAUGGUAGACUAGAGUCAUGUUCUCGCUCGGGGACUGGGACGGGGACAGGAAUAGGGACAGGGUCAAGGGGUGGUCUCGCGAUUUUAGGUGUUGUACGAGUAUUACGGUCGAGGAGUUUAAGGGAGUUGUUCGUAGGAUGCGCUGGGGAAGAGCGAUCAGAACUGACGAGGUUCUUGUGGAAUUUUGGAAGAGCGCGAGCUCGGCAGGUUUAG
Molecule: messenger RNA, 804 nt
Organism: Solanum dulcamara
Lineage: Eukaryota; Viridiplantae; Streptophyta; Magnoliopsida; Solanales; Solanaceae
Product: kinesin-like protein KIN-7F
Exons: 8
Coding region: 1-804 (267 amino acids)
Biological process (GO): microtubule-based movement
Molecular function (GO): ATP binding; microtubule binding; microtubule motor activity
Source: RefSeq, a predicted model, not a curated record